AUGACCACUGACACCAAGUACACUCCGUCGGAAGCAGACAUGAAGUUCUACUAUGAACGGUUCCUCCCCUUCAGAUACAUUUUCCAGUGGCUCAACCAUUCACCGAAACCCACCAAAGACUUUACCAUGAGAGAAUUUGCCUACGAGCACCGAUCCGGAGCUUAUCAACGGUACAAUUCCUUUGGGGGACCCGAAGAGUUCAAAGAGAGUGUUUGUCAAACCAACCCCACACGUUUUGAAAUUGGAGCUGUUUAUUCCGUUAACCCUAGGGAAAGAAAGUCUUUACCCAAACAAGCAUUGAAGCCUUUAAGCAAAGAACUUGUGUUUGAUAUUGAUUUGACUGAUUACGAUGACAUCAGAACUUGCUGUUCCGGUACAGAUAUAUGUGAAAAGUGUUGGAAGUUUAUUAAAGUAGCAUCUAUGAUUAUUGAAAAGGCUUUAAGAGAAGAUUUUGGGUUUGAGCAUUUGAUUUGGGUCUUCUCCGGUAGAAGAGGUGCUCAUUGCUGGGUUAGCGAUGCUAAAGCACGACAAUUGGAUGAAAUAUCUCGGAAAUCCAUAGUGGAGUAUUUGGAUAUACUAAAUUCCAAACUGUUGGGAAAUAAAAGUCAACGGAAACUGUUGAAUUUAAGAAAACCAUUUCAUCCUCAUAUUCAACGGUCUUUUAAUAUUUUAAAGGAUGAAUUUGUUGAUAUAAUUCUUAAUGAUCAAAACCCAUGGCAUACAUCAAUUGACCAAGAUAAUAGAAAAAGUUGGGAACAAAUAGAGGAAUUGUUACUGUUUAUCCCGGACAAGGAAUUGGCAUCCCAAUUAAGAACCCAUUGGAAUGAUCAAACAUUUGAAUCGAAUUCAAGAAGUAAGUGGGAAGAUAUCAAUAAAUUUGCUUCUAAAAUUUUAAAAUCCCAAUUACAAGUCAACCAAUUAAAUGACGCCAAAAAGGAAAUUAUCAUCUAUUAUUUAUACCCGAGAUUAGAUGUUGAAGUGUCACGUCAAUUAAUUCAUUUAUUGAAAUCUCCCUUUUGCAUUCAUCCAGGAACUGGGAAUGUAUGUGUCCCAUUCAAUCCUCAACAAAAUAUCUCCAUGGAUCCACAAGAUGAUGAUUAUGGAUUUAAUCCAAUGCAUGCACCAAAUUUAAAAGUCAUUCAACAAGAGUUUGAAGAUUGGCAUAAACAAAAUAAAGGUACAGAUUCUAAAAUACCUGAUUUCGAGAAAACUAGUUUGAAACCUUAUAUUGAGUAUUUUGGCAAGUUUGUUAAUGAUUUGGUUAAGGAAGAAUUAAAGAAAAGACAAAGAGAUGAUACUCUUGACUUUUAG
Lizanozyma spartinae is the source of this 1311-nucleotide messenger RNA. Its product is annotated as DNA primase subunit. The transcript has a single exon. The record is from RefSeq and is a predicted model, not a curated record. Gene Ontology annotation, biological process: DNA replication, synthesis of primer. Lineage: Eukaryota; Fungi; Ascomycota; Pichiomycetes; Serinales; Debaryomycetaceae. The coding region runs from base 1 to 1311 and encodes 436 amino acids. Gene Ontology annotation, cellular component: alpha DNA polymerase:primase complex.